Messenger RNA from Linum tenue, 547 nucleotides. Lineage: Eukaryota; Viridiplantae; Streptophyta; Magnoliopsida; Malpighiales; Linaceae. The record is from the annotation of a GenBank genome assembly.
GUAAAGCCAAAUAAACCUCAUUCCACCCGUUCUGACUCGGAUGAUUACAAUCCCAAAAGAACGCCAGCUCCGGGUGCUUACAAACCCUAACUCCGCCGCCAUUAUCAUUCCCCAAACCGCACGGCCAUUUCCCCCGCGCCAGCGUCACGCACGGCUUCAGCGGGUUCUUGUACCUCAAGCUCCCCGUAUGAUACUUGUGCUCCUCGAGCGCAUUGGAGAAGGCCUGGUCGUGGACAGCUUGCUUCAGGAGCUGGUUGUGGUUGCUGACGAUGGCGUUGUGGGCUUCGUUGCACUUGGAGCUGUGCAUGGCGGACGGGCCGGCGCUGUGUGGCAAGCAGCCGGCGGGCUCCAUGAGUAGGACGGCGAUUUUCGGGAUGCCGAGCUCGUCGUGGAUUCGCCGGAGGUCGGUCUUCUGCUGCUUUAUCAACUUCCUCGUCAGAGCCGUUACGUUCUGCAUGGGAAUGCAUGCAUCGUCAUAUAUUGCAUUGUAACGUGUAUAGCAUGCAUGCACAUCGAUCAUUUCUGUUAGGGGUGAAAAACGGUGCGG